UAUCAUAUCAAGACUCAAGCGUAUCGUAUUCCUUCGCAUUUCCUCAGCCUUGGAAUUCAGGCAAAACACAGAGGGAAGAGCAUGGCUUUCUACCCACGAGACACACUUGGUAUCUCUCGUAGAAGAACCAUGUUUGUCGCCGCUGGUUUUCUGGUUGUAUUACUAACAGUUCAACUGGCAAAUUGUGAACUACCAACGAAGUGUUACAGAUAUCCCGGUAAAAAGGUCCCUCAAAGAUGUAUGCCAGAAUUCGGUAAUGCAGCUUUUGGAAAGMGAAUUACGUCCAAYAAUACGUGUGGAAGCCCUCCGUCUUUGUUUUGUGUUCAAACUGGAGUUCUUGAAGUUAAAAAAGAGUGUGAAAUAUGCAAUAACGAUACGAACACACCAUUCGCGCACCCGCCGUCCUUCAUCACCGACAUCAAAGAUGAUCAGAAUCAAACCUGGUGGCAGUCUCAAUCACUUUUAGAAAAUCCUGAAAAAAARCCAGUCACACUMAAGCUAGACUUAGGAAAGUCAUUCGAUGUUUCGUAUAUUCGAAUUCGCUUUCGGUCCCCAAGACCAGAGUCAAUGGCCAUUUACAAAAAGACCUCAUACGACAGAGAUGCGAAAUGGAUUCCCUAUCAAUAUUAUUCAGCGUCUUGUAWGAAAACAUAUGGGAUUAAGCCAUCAACUGACGUCUCACGAAAUAAUCAACAAGAAGCGUUAUGUUCUGGUGAAUUAUCAAGUAUUUCUCCUUUAACUGGUGGWCAGGUAGCGUUCAGUACUCUUGAACAUCGUCCCGAUGCRCUMUACUUUGAUAACAGCCCAGCACUACAAGAUUGGGUGACCGCAGUUGCCAUCAGAAUCGACCUGGAUCGCAUGAAUACGUUUGGAGAUGAAUUGUUUGGCGAUCGAACAGUGCUAAGUAGCUACUACUUCGCCAUCAUAGACUUAGCAGUCGGCGGGCGUUGUAAGUGCAAUGGACACGCUUCGAGGUGUACAGAACGAGCUUCAGCGGACGGGACGACAAUUCAGCUAAAGUGCGAUUGUGAGCAUAAUACAGACGGUGUUGACUGUGAAAGAUGUCUUCCUCUGUAUAACGAUCGGCCAUGGGCUAGAGCUUCACCUUCAAAUCCCAACAUAUGCAGACGAUGCGAUUGCAAUGGCCUCGCAGACAGCUGCGUUUUCGACGAAAAGCGUUUCCAAGAGACGGGYCGUGGCGGCGUCUGCGUCAACUGCAAGAGAAACACCGACGGACCCAACUGUGAGCGAUGUAAAGAGAACUUUUUCCGCGCAACACCCAAAGACCCCUGUCUGUCUUGUAAAUGUAACCCCGUUGGCUCAGUUUCACUGCAGUGUAGAAGCGACGGUCAAUGUCAGUGCAAACCUGGCGUGACUGGUAUCAAGUGUGACAAAUGUAAACCAAACUUCUUUGGAUUCUCGCAAAAUGGAUGCAGGGCAUGCAAAUGUCACGUACCAGGCACCGACCCUUCAAACACCCAAUGUAACGAAAAAGGCGAAUGUACUUGCAAGCGACACGUGAUCGGUCCAAAAUGCACSAAAUGCCGUUUUGGAUAUUAYGGAUUGGAUGAAUCGAACCCACACGGGUGUCGGCAGUGUUUCUGUUAUGGACAUUCAACUGAGUGCAAAGCUUCUCCUAAUUACACAUCUCGUAAUAUUACCACAGAAUUCGACGCAGGGCUUGGAGGCUGGAUCGUCGAGAACAAACAAGGCAAGGAUGUGACAGAUGAGUAUGCAGUCCAUUCGCCCAGAGGUUUCAUYAGUAUGACAGCCGUUGGAAAGGAGACACUUUUUGCCAAGGCAUCCCUCGUAUUUUACGGCAACAGGCGCAGCAGUUACGGUCAGCGGUUUGGUUUCAAGUUUCGCGUUGGUACAACUGAAGGAGUUGCGGUGGACUUUGCUGACAUAACGCUAGAAGGAGAAGGUGGUCUGCAGGUCACAACACAGCUUACAUCACAAAGAAAUCCAAAACCAACCACUGAGUUUCAAACCUACGUGUUCCGCCUCCACGAGCAUCCGUCGUUUGGCUGGGAGCCACGCUUAACUGGCUAUGACUUCCAGAGACUUCUAUCAAACCUCAAGUCGUURAAGAUACGCGUUAAUUACGCGGAUCAGGGCACUGGAAUGUUAGACGACGUAUUUUUUGAGUCAACCGUUUACGACCCAACAUCUCUGCGUCAGGUGAACUGGGUUGAGCAAUGCAGUUGUCCACCACAGUACCGUGGGAAUCAUUGUGAACGCUGUAGCGAAGGUUAUACGCGUGAAUUCGGCGUAGAGAACCGAUACGGAAUCUGUCUCCCAUGCCAGUGUCACGGCCACUCCCAACUGCCAUGUGACCCCGUGACUGGAAAAUGUAUCUGUAUACAUAACACUGCAGGCGCAAAGUGUGACGUAUGCAUAGAUGGUUACUAUGGUAACCCUACCCAGGGUACCCCUCAAGACUGUAAGCGGUGUCCGUGYAAGUUUGGUAAUCGUUGUAUUMAGGUGCAGGAUAGUGUCGUUUGUACCGAUUGUCCUCCAGGUCACUCGGGGAACUUGUGCGACAGGUGUCAAGACGGUUACUAUGGCGACCCCAUGGGUUUAAAAGGUGUCCCGAUUGGUUGUCGAAAGUGUAACUGUAGCGGUAACAUCGAUCCUAACGCAAUUGGCUCGUGCGACCCCCAGACAGGCGACUGCCUUAAGUGUAUCUAUAACACACGUAACGGUCCGUUCAACCAGUGCGAGUUGUGCGCUGUAGGAUAUUACGGAAACGCAACGCACUACCCGAAACCGCAGUGCGAAGCUUGUGAAUGUUAUGCCCAGGGCACUGUAUCACCUCCUGGUCACGAUCCAACAGUUCCAUUCCCUUGUGACGCGCAAGGCCGCUGUACGUGYCUWCCAAAUGUCGUKGGCGACAAAUGUGACAGCUGUAUCCCAGAGUAUUGGAACGUGGGCUCAGGACGAGGAUGCGAGCGGUGUACAUGUGACCCAACUGGUUCCUAUAACAACACWUGUGACGUAAGGACCGGGCAGUGCGCUUGUAAGCCUGGCGUGACUGGUCGGCAGUGUGACCGAUGUGAAAUCGAUCAUUACGCGUUUUCUGAUUCGGGAUGUCUACCCUGUAAUUGCAACCCCCAAGGUUCUCUGAACGUCACGUGCAACGAACAGGGGAUCUGCGAGUGUCGUCCUGGWGUACUGGGCAUUAAGUGUGACUCGUGCAGGGAGAACUAUCAYAACCUSACGGCUGGGUGUAUAGCCUGUCCACCAUGCUACGAUGAAAUUCAAAAACUUGUACAAGGCUUACGAACCAAGCUGCAUGAACUCAUCUACAUUAUCGAUCGAUUCAACACAACUGAUCGUAAARUUAUCGACGUGGACUUUGAAGAUCGUCUCAAGGAUAUCACUUCUCGUGUCAAUAAACUCCUAAARCAGGCYGAGGAGGCCAAUAGCACUGACAAACACCUGCAGAACGAAAUUACUAUGAUUGAUAAACAGGUUAAUGACACAAGGCAGAGGUUAAUUGACGUCUGGCAAAACUCGACCGAUGCAUACUCGAUAGCAGAACAAGGUCUUGGCAAUAUUAGCCAUGCAGAGUCAUCAUUAAACGUUUCAAGGCAUCUUUUGGAUCUCAUUAAUAAACUGUUAAUGGAGGAAGGGUCAAAGGCGUUGAAUGAAUCUGUCAGUAAUGCCAACAAUACGGAUGCUAAUAACAAAAGAAUGAGAGAAAUAUUGGAAAAGACCAAGAAGCUUGCUGACAAACACGAAGCUCACGCUGACGAGAUAACAACAAAGUCCAUCGAGGCAGCAAAUGCAUCUGAACACGUGGUCAAAACCGUCGAUGAAGCUGUGAAUGUCCAGAACCAAACAACAGUUGACAUUGAAGAUCUUUACCGAAGACUCGACGAAACCGAGGAAUUGCAGGAAAUGGCCGAGGCGAACGCUACGGAGGCGCAUCGAAGGUCAAGUGACGCACUGUCAGUAGCCACUGAACUAUACAACAAUGGGACAUCGCCAUUACCGGAGCUAAACAUCACGACGCUAGAAGAAAAAGCCAAUAUGUCUAAAUCUGACGCUCAAAUCUUCAAAAUGAAAUCCGACAAAAUGAUCGAGGAUCUGAAAGGCCUGGUGUCGAGUUUUAAUGGCAAAGAAGAUGAUGUACGAAAGAAGAUGGCUGAAUGGCCUGGUCUUUUGGCUCAACUAAAGCAGUUAUUGACUGAUAUCGAGAAUGCUAAUGCCACGGCUUGGGAGGCAUUCUUAAAUGGAGAAAAUACAUUGAAAAAAGCCAAAGAAAUGAAAGAAAUAUUAGAGAAAUUCAAUUCAAUCAUUGAAAAGUCGAGGAAAGAUGCUCAGAUGGCAGAAGCAAACAUACCAGAGAUCGAGAGACUUAUAAAAUCAGCCAAUGACAAGUCUGACAACGCAACUAAUAGCUUGGGAGAUGCUCAGCAAUUGGCCAGUGAGGCAAAGGACAAAGCGAACGACGCCCAGGGUAUMGCACAAGACGCACAAGAGAAAGCUUCAAAAAUAAGAAAUGAAGCAGAAAAUCUUGCUUUACCAGAGGACACAGUGAGUGAACCUGCCAAGAAAGCAGCCGCAAAAGUCGUUGUUCUUAAAGAAAAAGCCAUGAAAGACAAAGACGCCAUUGCAUCCGCCAAAGAACAAGCUAACAACGCAACUGCCGAGGCGAAGAAAGCGCGCGCAAAGAUUGAAGAAGUUCUCAAGAAAUUACUAGCAUUGCUCAAAGCGAUUGAUAGUCUAGACUCUGUGAACGUCACCCAGCUAAACAAACUAGAGGACAAACUCCAAGACGAGCUUAAUGGACUACGAGCCAUAGACGUUUCGGUGAACAACGUGGAAACGACACAGACUAUCAUACGCGAAAGCAUCGAAAAAUACACKGUCGAYAUCAAGCGAYUGGAGAAAGAGAUGGACAUCAUGAAGUCAGUUCUCGAUGCGCUACCCAGAGACUGCAARAAGAAAACUUCUGUGAUAGAAGGGCARGGUUAAUGUUACCAUGACAAUUACCAAUACAUGAUGACGUCAUUAACUAAUGUUACCAUGGUAACUUCAAAAUACAUAUUGACGUCAGUAAUGACUUAAUGAGGGAGGGCGCUUUGGUUGUACAUUAUAUUGUUUUCUUGCUUUCUAAGAAUAUGUACAAUACCAUGUUGUCCAGACAUAAGAUAAGCAAUAAUUUGAGACAUUUUUGGACAUGCCUUUUUAUGGACACAUUUUUCACUUCCAGUUGCUCAAACAGGAAGUUUUAAAAGCCAUUUUUUUACACUGAGAAAAGUAUUUGUAUAUUGUAAGCGAGUGCAUGGCAUUUAUCUGGGAAAACAAUGUUGUCMGUACACUGUUAACCGGCUGGGAUUUCACCCAAUGUGUUUUCUUGGAUUUAUGACAUUCAAACAAACAUAUUCUAUAAAUGGCUUGUAAUAAGAAUUCAGGGUUAAAACAUUGCAUCUAGCAAGGAAACUCCCAAAGAAAUUCAGACUUACUAACCUAGUUUAUUACAAAAAUGUAUGUGGAAAGGACAUUGAAACUGUUUUCUCAUUAAAUUUAGGGUAAUUUGAUAGUAUUAUAUAGUUAAAUCAAAUAGCAAAAAUUUAGAUGUUUUUGUUGCUUCAACGGUUUUCUGUUUUAGGAACCAAAUUUCAAAAAAAUGCAAGUAAUAAAUAAAGUUAUAUUUGUAUCUUGGA
Messenger RNA from Exaiptasia diaphana, 5675 nucleotides. Its product is annotated as laminin subunit gamma-1. NCBI's taxonomy places the organism in Eukaryota, Metazoa, Cnidaria, Anthozoa, Actiniaria, Aiptasiidae. Bases 82 to 4983 code for a protein of 1633 amino acids. The transcript has 16 exons. The record is from RefSeq and is a predicted model, not a curated record.